CCGAGUUGCUUAGAUUAGAGGAAGGAGAGGCUUUCAGGUGGGGUGGGAAAAGUGAGUUUUAAUAGGUGAUUUUAAUUAUAGUUAUGGGGAAGAAACAUAAGAAGCAUAAGGCGGAAUGGAGAUCUACAUCUGCCCCGAGUGUAACUGCUACUGGAACCGGCGCCGCUGCUUAUGACGAUUAUAUGGACAAACCUUUGGAAAAGCCACUGAAGCUGGUGUUGAAAGUUGGGGGUAGUGAAGUGACAGAGCUUUCAGGAUCAGGACAUGAUUCCAGUUACUAUGAUGACCGAUCAGACCAUGAGAGAGAGCGACAUAAGGAAAAGAAGAAGAAAAAGAAAAAAAAAUCCGAGAAAGAGAAAGAAAAGCAUCUUGAUGAAGAGGAAAGGCGGAAGAGAAAGGAAGAGAAGAAAAGAAAAAGAGAGAAGGAACAUUGUGAUACUGAGGGUGAAAUGGAUGACUUUGAUCCAGGAAAAAAGGUUGAAGUUGAUCCACCCUCUGAUCGUCCAGUCCGGGCCUGUAGAACUCAACCCAGUGAGUAAUUUAGAUUUAGUAUA
Python bivittatus (Burmese python) is the source of this 554-nucleotide messenger RNA. NCBI's taxonomy places the organism in Eukaryota, Metazoa, Chordata, Lepidosauria, Squamata, Pythonidae. The record is from RefSeq and is a predicted model, not a curated record.